AUGGAUUUGCUGGAUAAUUUGGAUAUAUCCUUGAAUAAAAGAACAAAAUCAUAUCAAAAAGAGAAUGAUAAAGAUGUUGAAGCUGAACUUGAAAUAAAUAAGCCUGUUUUGAAUGUGGAGAAGUUAGUUGAUCGUGUGAAGAAUCGAUUAGAAGGAGGGAACUCUAAUAAAUUCACAGCUCUCCGCACAAAAGAACUUGAUAACCUGGCUUCUAUUGAUGAUAAUAUAUAUGAAGGGGAGCAGAUUGAUGACGAAUAUCUAUCCAUGCACAAUGCUCCAAAAAGUCCUAGAGCAUCUACCCAAACACAAGUGAUAGAAACUGAAAGUACGUCUCAAACCCAAAUCAUACAACCUGGGCCUGCUGUGACUUACAAUGCGCAAACAAAUACUCAGCUGCAGGAAACGCAAAUAUAUACACAAGUCAUAGAGAAAGAAUAUAAAAAUGGGUAUCGGAAUAGUAUGAGUACCAAAACUCCCCUCAAUACAAACUCUAUUGAUUUACAAAAUUUACGAGAUAAUCAGACUUUCCCCGCAGAAAAAUCAGCCCCAAGCUCGUCUUUUCAAUUUAAACUUGGUCGUGAUCCUGCGUAUAGUCUGUUAAGCAACACUACAGGAAUUACUGAAAAUGUCCAUACCACAGAAGUGAUACCAACACAGCUGGAUACGCAAAAUGCCGACACAUCUUCAGAACGAGAAGAGCAACAGAAACAAGAAGAAAAGCAAGAGAAGCAGGAAGAGAAUAAUGAAGAGAAUAUUAGUAAAAAGAAUAUUCCCAUUGAAACUAUCCCUCUAAUGAUCACCAAUAAAAAAUACUCACCACAACAAUUUAUAGAUGCUUUUGAUGAAUCCGAUUCUUCCAGUGAAUGUAAAACGUCAGACUAUGGAAAUAAUGUUCAAGAUAACAAACCGAUAAGUAACCAUGUUGAAGGAUCAAAUGACAUUUCGAUUGCAACGAAGAUCAGAAACGAAAAUGUUACUAUUAAAGCUAGGAACCAAACUGUAAUUGAACUAAACUCUUCUUCUGAGUCCGAAGAUGAUUUUAAUUCAAUAUCAACGAAAGCUGCGUUAUUAGUAAUAAAAGCUAAAAGAUCAAAGAACAAAAAAGCAUCUACCACUAGCACUCCUACCCCAAAAACAGAUUCUUUAAAGGAAUUGUUCACUUCGUUAAAAGUAAAAAAUAGAAAACAAAUACUUGAACAUAGAAAAGAACUCUCUGACAAGAAGGGUAUCUCGAUUGAAGCUAUUGAAAACGAGAAAAUUCAAGUUGAAAAGCUCUUGGAACAAGAAUUGGAAAGAAAUAGAAGAAUAAAAAUGAAGGAAAAAAGAGAAAGAGAGAAGAGUAAAACUGCCAAUCAACUUUCUAACACCUCAGAAAUCAAUGAAUCUGAUGUACCCGAGAGUGAUGUUAUGGAAAGCGACAUUAGUCUUUUAGAGGAUGACGUGGCUCAGAGUUCUGACCCAGAAGAUAUUAACGAUAUGAACACUGAAGAUGGUAAUAUAAUAGAUAAAAAGAAAAUUGUAAAUCCUAUUAUACAGGAUGACGAGGACGAAGAAGAAAACGGCAAAGGUGCAAGUGAUAGCGCAGAUCACAUGAAUGCGUCCACAAAUGGAAUUGGAAUUAAUUUGGGCCAUUACGGUGAUAAUCUCGACUUUACUUCGGCUCAGGAACGUGAAACCGACAUUGAAGAUGAGCCAAUUCCAAAAUUAAUGAUACAUUCAAAAAGAAGCUCCCCAGGAAACAGGAAAUUGCUUCUAGGAGAGCUCAGCUCAUCAUCUGAGGAAAGCUCCGACUCAUAUACCUCUUUAAAUGAUGAGGAGAAAAAAGAACUUCUUUUAAAAGCCAAACUUAAAAGAAGAGAAGAAGCGAAGUUAGCGAAAAAGCGUAAAGCUGAGCUAAAAUCUAGCGGAAUCAACAAAAUUUUUGAAAUGGAAGCUGAAGAAUCUGAAGAUGAAUGGCACGGAGUUGGAGGAGCUGAUGGAGAGAAUUCUGACGAUUAUGAUUCCGAACUUGACGAUAUGUUGGACGAUAUAUCAAGAAACAAGUUUGAUACAGCUGCAAUACGACAAAAACUGGCUGCUGAGAAUAAAGAGCUCGAUGAAAAGAUGAUAAACAAAAUAUUACAUGAUAUUAAAACUGGCGGGUUUCGUAAAAGAGGGAAGGGUGCCCUAGAUUUAGAAUUAUCUGAUGAUGAGGAUGAAUUUUUACGUGAAUUUAGAGAGAGAAGAAGAGAAGAGAUGAGAAGAAAAAUUCUUGCAAAUCCAGAUGGAUUGCCUAAUAACGAAAAGUCAAAAGCGUUCUUUGAAUCUAUGAUAGAAGAAACAGAUAAAACUAAUGUUCAUACACAACCAAACCAUGAUCAGGUUGAAGAUAACAAAAAGAAACUAAUUAUAUCGGAAGAGUUUGUCCAAAGUUCGUUGUCAUUUUUAAGCGCCAAAGAUGAUGAAAUCAAUGAAUUCAAACUAACAAGAACUACUAAAGGGGAACUAGAAGACUUGGAAUCAUUAAAGCAAGUAAGUUCCAUUAAAGUUAUGGAGUCCCCAGACAGCAGACGGAAAAGAACCUAUUCUGAUGAUGUUGACGAGGCGUCCGUCGACUUUAAAUUACCUAGUAUCAUCAAGUCAUUCUCAUCAAAUGCUGAUAUAAAUGACAAAUUUAAGACGGGUGUCAAAACGGUGACAGUAUCGAAAUCUUAUAAGGUGGCUGCAGGGUCGAAGUCAGCGGUUACCUUUUUAAGAAAGAAAAGAAAAUUGAGGGCUCCAAAGGCUCAUGACAGUAAGAAAAGUCUAAAUCGCAAAUCGACAUCCAGCUUGUUUGAUUCGAAUGCUGAUAGCUUCAGUUAG
Messenger RNA from Kluyveromyces marxianus DMKU3-1042, 2841 nucleotides. It is a transcript of the gene MRC1, whose product is annotated as chromatin-modulating protein MRC1. The record is from RefSeq and is a predicted model, not a curated record. Bases 1 to 2841 code for a protein of 946 amino acids. Gene Ontology annotation, molecular function: anaphase-promoting complex binding. The transcript has a single exon. Gene Ontology annotation, biological process: mitotic DNA replication checkpoint signaling; mitotic G2 DNA damage checkpoint signaling; activation of protein kinase activity. NCBI's taxonomy places the organism in Eukaryota, Fungi, Ascomycota, Saccharomycetes, Saccharomycetales, Saccharomycetaceae.